AUGUAUUCAGAUAACUCAAAACGUGGACCUUUCCUCUUAAACCACAUAAUAGACGCAUACAUAAAUUCUGGACGAGCUCCAUUCGACGGUCUGAAAAGAAAUGACCCCAGCUUUAGAGAUAAAGUCCACGUGGUAGUAGGAGACGUCGGUUUGCCGGGUUUAGGAUUGAGCAAAUCCGACAGAGAAAAGUUGACUCAAGAAGUUGAUUCUAUAAUACAUUUUGCUGCCACAGUAAGGUUUAAUGAAACGCUGAGACUUGCUGCUUAUAUCAACGUUAGGGGAGUUAGAGAUCUUAUAAAACUUGCGAAAGAUAUGAAGAAACUACGGGUAUUUCUUCAUGAAUCAACAGCCUUUUCAAAUGCUUUGGUUUCAAGGCAAACUAUAGAUGAAGUAUUUUACGAUCCUCCUAUGACCGCUGACAAAUUAUUGGGUUUGGUAGAAUGUUUAGAUGAUGAUCAGUUGAAACAAAUAACAGACACGAUUAUCGAUGAAUUUCCAAAUACAUACGCUUUCACAAAAUGUAUCGCAGAAGAUGUUUUGAGGAAAGAAGGCAAGAAUAUGCCAAUUGUUAUCCACCGGCCCUCUGUUGUAAUUUCGACUGUAAGUGAACCACUAUCAGGUUGGAUAGAUAAUUUUUACGGUCCAACUGGAGCCUUCUUAGGUGUAGCAGUCGGAAUUAUACGGACAUUACGUGGCAAAGGGGAGAAUAUAGCCGAAAUGGUUCCUGCUGAUUAUGUAAUAAAUAGUUGUUUGGCUACCAUGUGGAAUGUAGCAACAAUAAGGCAAAUAGUUGAAAAUUAUAUAUAUGUACUUCAGAGACCAACAUGGUUUUCCCCAUUCCUGAUUUCAGAGAUUGAACUGUAUUGUACCGAUUACUUUAUUAAAACUUACCCAAGCAGAACAUCUUUAGAUGAAAACGAGGAAAUUCAAAUUAAAGCAAGCCUAAAAUUUGAACAAGAUAUUCCGAUAUAUAAUUAUGUAAGUUCUGUGCAGAAUCCAGUGACCUGGGAUGAGUUUAAAAAUUUGGCUACGAAACACGGUACUAAGUUUCCACCCCAGAGGGUCUUAUGGUAUCGCAUCUGCAGAUUUAGACCAAACUACUAUGAAAACAUGUUGGCAGUACUUUUCUUGCAUACUAUUCCUGCCUAUCUUGUCGAUUUUGUAUUGAUAUGUUUAGGAAAAAAGCCAUUGCUUGUGAAAGGAUAUCAGAAAAUAAAAAAAUUUGCUCAGGUUAUAGAAUAUUUUGGAAUGAACGAUUGGAAAUUUAAAAAUAAUAACACGCAAAUGUUGUGGAAUAAAAUGAAAACAGCCGAUCGGAAAUUUUUCAAAUUUGAUAUCGAGAAAUUGGACUGGGAUUUGUAUAUGUACACUUAUUGCAGAGGCUGUAGGGUGUAUCUGUUGCAAGAUCCCAUGGACACCCUGCCGCAAGCAAAAAAGAAAUAUCGUAUUCUAUUUGUACUCCAUUAUUUCGUACUUGGUGUAUUCUCGCUGUUGGUAUUGAGAUUUGUCCUAGCUCUGUUCGUGGUUUUAGGAUCUUUAUUAGUCUAA
This is a messenger RNA of Ceutorhynchus assimilis (cabbage seed weevil), 1548 nucleotides long. The record is from the annotation of a GenBank genome assembly. NCBI's taxonomy places the organism in Eukaryota, Metazoa, Arthropoda, Insecta, Coleoptera, Curculionidae.